AUGAAUCUCACCAUUAUCACUAACAACGCCGAUAUCCUCAAUCGCCAGGAAAUGCGCGGCGGUACCAAUGAGCUGGCCAAAGCCCUCGACCGCGUAGCGGCUCGUGAGGCAGCCCAGGGAGUAGACAAGGCGCACAUGCUACUCAUGACUAAAGAGGAAGCUGCGAAGUUGUCCACACGGUCUACAGCAUCAGCAACGAGUACAAGUCUCCUUCAACUCGAAAGUCUCAACACAGAAAAGGCAGUGCCGGCAUACAGGAGCGAUAGAACCGACUAUGUGUACGGCUCAUUGGCGCAGGGCUCAUUAAUGAGAAAUCCUUCCUCAAAAGCCUCCCAACUGCAAUGA
Messenger RNA from Diaporthe amygdali, 345 nucleotides. RefSeq lists its product as uncharacterized. The transcript has a single exon. The coding region runs from base 1 to 345 and encodes 114 amino acids. NCBI's taxonomy places the organism in Eukaryota, Fungi, Ascomycota, Sordariomycetes, Diaporthales, Diaporthaceae. The record is from RefSeq and is a predicted model, not a curated record.